AUGCACGGCGGGCAGCAGCACCGCCCACACGGACGUGUGGGAGAAGGGGUGGCGGCGUUGGAGAGGCUGGGGCGGCUGGGGGUGCACCAAUCCUCCCUCUCCCCUCGCAUUGCGGCGCUCCUUCGCGUAGACGAGGAGGACAGGGGACAAGUCGGCCAGCAGCAGCAGCAGCCACCGCAGCAGAUGGAGGACCCCGGCGGCGACGAAGAGCGCCUCUACGAUACCUACUUCCAAGUGGUGGAGGAGGGCAAGCAGGACGAAGACGGCGGCGGCGGCAGCAGCAGCAGCAGCAUGAUGAGGGGGUUGCAGGGGGUGCCCCUCCUCAACUGGGGCUGGUGGCGCAAGCGCCGCUUCCUCUCCGUCGAGGACGAGGAGCGCGUGGCCCGCUGCGCCGCACAGCGGGAGCGCAAGAGCGUGACGUGGGUGGAAACCUACUUCCACGAGUUCGCCCUCGCCGCCCACCACGUCAAGCGAGCGGCCCUCGUCUUGCACCGCCGCCUCGGCUGUGCCACCACCCUUCAGCAGCAGCCGCAGCCGCCAUCCACAAGCAACCAAGGGCACCAGCCGCCACCGCCACCGCUGCGGCAGGAGGGCUGCAGCCGCGCCCUGCUUCUGCCGCACCUCCGCUGGCUCAGGCCCUGCGAUCCCGAGUGGGUGGAUCAGCUGUGGAUCGAGGUCCGGCGAUCUCCGCUGGUGGGGAGCAGCAUGCUAGUGACCUAUCUGGAGAAGGCCCUGGGCGACCUGCUAUGCUGGAAGACGGAGGGGCGGCAACGGGUGCCGUGCCGCAUCAACGACCUCCUCGGGGAGCCCGCGCUCCAAGACCUCUUGGGUCCCGAUGCCGUGUUCGUGGUGCGGUGUCUGGUGGGUCCGCCCAAUGGCCUCAACAUCCGGAACCUCCUGUGGCACGGAUUCCUCGACAACGAACAGCUCCACCCGGCCCUCCUGGCCCAGCUGAUGGCGUUCAGCGCCUGGGGGGAAGCACUCGACGGCGGACAGGAGCCUCUCGAAGCAGUCGCGCCUGCGGACACUAUGGCUGCUCCCUCCAGCAGCGAGAGCACGCGCAGGGCCAGGCACGUGAAAAGCAGGGGCGGCAAGGGCGGCACCGGCAGUCAUCUACGCCGGUUGGAGGCCAUGGACCGGCGCUUUGCUUCCGAUUUCGGCGGGAGCCACUUCGUGUUGCCCCAGAGGGUUGCCCCCUGGGUCGAGGCGCUGCAGGUCUGGAUGGGCAUCGAACUAGCAGCAGCAGCAGCAGCAGCAGCACGAGACGAGCCUGUGGGCCUUACCCGUGAGAGGGACCGAGAGGAGUACCGCUGUCUCUUGGUGAUGCUUCCGCAAUUGGAGCACAGCCUGCGUCGGGUGUUUGUCGCUGUCAACGAGUUCGCCGAGGAGCGGCUGCUCACAGCAGAGGCGGCUGUGUACUACACAACGCUCGACAUCAUGACUGCCCAGAGGCACGACCCCGAGGCCUACGCCGAAGGCGAGAACUACGUCACGGGCGACGCCCACGGUCCUCUCAAUCGGCUGCCGCUUGAGUUGGGGCAGCCCAUGAUGCACCUCCUGCGUGAUCUUAAUGACUGGUUUGCUGGCCCUCGCCUGCGCAUUAAGGACCUGAUCAUGGUGGCCGCCAUUGCCCUGUGCGCACGCUACGACCCGUGUCCCGCCAUGCAAGGCACCUCCGCCCUUCUCGAGCGCCGGUGGUUGGCUGGUGGUGUGGGGUGCGGUCCCUUUGUGAGCCGAUGCGUCGAGUACGUGGAGGCCUAUCGCCCCUACUACCAUCCGGUUUCCAUUUUGCAGCGGCGCAUUUCUGGCUGCCUCGAGGCGUGGGGCCGCCAUCACCGCCUCAGCAUCGCCGACAGCGGCGAACUGGGCGGCCCUGCCUCCCCGGAUGCCCCGUGCGACGUCGAGGCCGACGAGUCUGCUCUCCGCUCGCUGAUCUCUGCCGUUUCUACCCACCUGGAAACCCUCUACGGCCACCCGCCUCUCUUCAUCUCGCCCGACGCGGACCAAGCCCCCCGCCAGCUGCUGCCCGAUGAUCCUCACUUUGGCGCCUUCGGCCUGACCAAAAGGGUGUUCUGCAGCAGACACGAAGAAAGCGUCACGGCGCUCCUCACGGACGUCGUGGGUCUUGUUCGGGAGAUCCUGGCUGAGGUGAGCGUGCGGUACGAGGCGUUGGGGAAGCUCGUGGCGGAGCGUAGGGCCUACCACCACCAGCGGCGCAUCUUUACCAAGCUGCGGGCGUCGCUUCCCUAUUUUGGCCUCCUGGCGCAGCUGGUCAUGCUCCUGGUUGAGGAGACCGCCCGCCGGCAGGAUCGUCUCGAGCAGGCGGCGGCGGCGGCCACGCACGAUUGCCCUGCUGCGGCGGCUGCUGCUGCCGACGCCGCUGCCACUCCUCGGUUGGAGCGCGGGCCUCCACUGCCCGACCAAUCAGAAGACCAGACGACGCAGGAAGAUGAUGCCUUCCGGCUGCAGGCGCAGCGGAAGGAGAGGGCUCGACGAGAGAAGGAAGCCACCGAGCACAGUCCCACCUUCACCUUGGCCCGCGCGGUGCAGGACCUCCUGGGCCGACAGCUCGGCUGCGUGCGGGAGAACGAAUGGGACAAGGCUCGCGAAAUUUUGGGCUGUUGGCUGGGCGAAGAGGAGCGCACCUACCGCCUCCUGUCCAAGCGGGAACGGUUCAAGUUUUGGGCCGCCCUCCCUGCUCACCUCCCCUUCCCUGUCCCCGCCUGCGGUGCCACCGCCGCACCCACCGCUGAUGCCCCCACCCCCAGACGAGAGGAGCCACAAAAUUAA
Molecule: messenger RNA, 2790 nt
Organism: Acanthamoeba castellanii str. Neff
Lineage: Eukaryota; Discosea; Longamoebia; Acanthamoebidae
Exons: 15
Coding region: 1-2790 (929 amino acids)
Source: RefSeq, a predicted model, not a curated record